Prorocentrum cordatum is the source of this 1657-nucleotide messenger RNA. NCBI's taxonomy places the organism in Eukaryota, Dinophyceae, Prorocentrales, Prorocentraceae. The record is from the annotation of a GenBank genome assembly.
UGGUGGGUUGCCAGGUGCCCAACGGCGACGUGGGCGCGGCGACGCAGCUCCUGCUGAACGACAGAGGCCUCACGUCGGUCGACUCCUUGGAGGCGCUGCGCAGCCUGAGGAAGCUUGAGGUUCGCAGCAACCACCUCAGGGACGUCAGCUUCUUGGAGAUGAACCACGCGCUGUGCUGGCUGGCUCUCUCGAAGAACCGGCUCGGCAGGAUUGCAGGCCUCCAGAACCUCUCCGCGCUCGCCGUGCUCGACCUCAGCGACAACCGCAUCGCCCGCAUCGAGGGCCUCGAGCAGCUCGCUGGCCUCAAGGCCUUCAUCGCCGCGCGUAACCGAAUCAAGAGGGUCGAGGGGAUCUCUCCCAAGAAGAACAGCUUGCUAGAGACGCUGAUUCUGUCCAACAACCAGAUCGCGGAAUGCAGAUUGGGUGGUUUCUCGUCCCUGAAGAAGCUGUCGCUGUCCCACAAUCGGCUACACGCUUUCCCACAUCUCACUGGGCUCCCGGCCUUGACAGAGCUCCGGCUGAACCACAACCGGCUGUGCUCCGUGGCGCCCGUGGUCCAGCAGCUGCCGAGGCUGACCAUUCUCGACGUGGGCGGCAACCUGGUGACGGAGGCCAAGGGUCUCGAGGCCUUGAGGGGCCUCCUGUGGCUGAAGAGCCUCACUGUUAAGGGCAAUGCCGCUGCGGGGGACGAGGCGCUGAAGGACCUCUUGGCCUCCCUGAAGAGGCUGGAGAUCCUGGACAACGCGCGGCUCACCGGCGAGGGCAAGCGGCGGAUGCCCCUCAAGAAUCGCGAGGUGCCGGGCGGAGAGGCCGGCGCCGCCGCGCCGGGGCAGCAGGGCUCGGCGGGCUCGGGCUCCCAGAGGAGGCAGCUGAGUGGCGGCGCCCGCGACGACCCGAGGACGACAGAGAAGGCCGCGCCCGCUGCCCCGCUGGCCGUCAACGGCCUCCAGUUCCGGGGCAAGAAGACCGCCUUCGCGUCCGACUCGGAGGAGGGCGAGGGCGCCGGACGGCCCCCUGGCGCAGCGCCACUGGCCCGCGAGGUGGCGCCUGCCGCCGAGGCCCGCAGGAAGCCCAGGAGGAAGGUCAGGGCCACCGGGGCGGCGGCCAAGGAGACGGCGGCCAAGGAGGCGGGCACCGAGGAGACGGUGAGCAAACAGGUGCCUGCCGAGGCCCGGGAGGCGGCGCCUGCCGCCGAGGCCCGUAGGAAGCCCAAGAGGAAGGCCAGGGCCACCGGGGCGGACGCCAGGAAGACGGCGGCCAAGGAGGUGGUGACCGAGGAGACGGUGACCAAGAGGACGGCGGUCAAGAAGAAGGUGAAGCGCUGUCCCGCGGCUGAGCCUGACGCUCGAUUGGACGACACUCCAGGCGCCGCGGUGGCCCGGGCCCCGAGGAAGAAGAAGAGGGCGGCGAGCUCCGCGCUGGAGAGGAGGCGGGGCGAGCCGGCGGCAGCCGCCGACGGGACGGGCAAGCGCCGCCCGCGCUCGCCCGAAGGGGUAAGCAGCGCCGGCGGCCCAGCCCGGCCAGCCCGCAAGAAGCGCCGGGCCCGCGCGCCGUAGCCGGACCAUGGCCGGCGGAGGCGCCUCGCGAGGAGCGGCGGAAAUCAGGAGCGAUCCACACGUGCAUGAAUCCAGGCGAUCGCAAACAUGGAUCAAGGGGG